Messenger RNA from Astrephomene gubernaculifera, 1079 nucleotides. The record is from the annotation of a GenBank genome assembly. NCBI's taxonomy places the organism in Eukaryota, Viridiplantae, Chlorophyta, Chlorophyceae, Chlamydomonadales, Astrephomenaceae.
GGUUUGGGUUUACUUCAGACCCUCCUAGCCAGCGCGUGCCGUUAUCAUCACGCACCAAAAUGGCCGCGCAGCUGCUAGGUCGUGCUUUUGAGAAGUACUUCUACGACUUUAGCCUCUAUGACACCUACUUCAACAAGUUCAUCAAGAGCCGGGGCCAGUACAUUGCCCUGCGCCACGUUGCCUUCGUGAUGGUGGGCGUGAACCUGCUCAUCGACGUGAACUUCCCGUUCAACCCACCCUUCCCCACCAUCGGCAUGUGCCCCUCCGGGUGGAAGGGCACCUGGGUGUGCGAGACGGACAAGCACAAGGCUCUGGAGAUGUACAAGGAGUGGAAGUCGGGCAAGAAGGCCGUGGAGGCUCACCACUAAGAGCGCGGCUCGUGCAGCUAGCUGCGGCAGCGGCGGUGGAGGCGUCCAUGGCAGCCCGUCGGUGUCGUGUCCGAAGGGCACGGCGCCUCAGGCAGUUUCCGCGCCAGUCAUUGGGUUGUGGCCCUCAGCUUGCGCUUCAACGUAGCUGUAUAAAAGUGCAGCAUAGGAAGGCAUUGCUGCAUGACAGGCGCUGCUUUGGAGCCUAACGCCGCUGCUCGUGCUGCUGGCUAUUGGCUUGGCAACGUGAGAUACGUCGGGCUGGGGUUGGUGCGGUGAAGGGGUCCGUGGAGCGGCAUGGCAGCUGUGCUGACCCAGAUCGGAAGCUUUGCUGCUCGUGUCCGCUGGGCGGCAUCUAGAGAGUAGAUGAGCGGGAGUUUCCUGGCCUCAUUGUGCGGCAUGGAGACGUUUUGCCCCAGCUGACCUGGAGCGCAUUUCGGAUCGGGUCUGGGUGAUGGAGGCCGAAUGUUGGCCUUCGUGCUUGGUCCGAGGUAUUGUGUCGUUUGUAAGUCUCUGGGAGUUUACGCCUUGUCUUCCGACUGGAGUGUUGGCCGGCUACAGCCAGGCUUCAACUCAGCUUGGGUAAUCAACUAUCAGAAGGAGGUGCGCUAGCAGCGCAAGGAAGUCGGCAUACCCUACUGGUACGCCAUGCGCUGCCGUUUUACAGACGGCUAGUCCGCAUAUAAAAUAAAGACAUGCAACAGUCUUGGGUCG